AUGAUGGGGGGGGAUCCACUGGGGCUCCCGCAGGAGGACAGCUUCGAGGGACUCGUGGGCGGCCUCAUGCACGACGCGGGCGUCUCCGCGGGCGUGGCCAAGAUGGGCAUCGCCGAGGUGCAGCUGAGGCCCGACGGCCUCUUUUUCCUCAGGCAGUGCGGGGCCGAGGUGAAGCAGUGCUGCAGCCUGAAGUCCGAGCGGUUCGAGAUGCUGGUGCUGGGCCCCGAGGAGUUUCUCUGCGGGGCCGAGAGCACCGAGGAGGGCCUACACCUGACCACCAACACCGGCAAGAAGCACCUGCUGAAGUGCCGGGGGCAGCUCUUCGGCCCCUGGACGGCACCCGACGGCUUCCGGAUCGUCGGCCUCCGCACCAAGCCCGACGACAGGAUUGGCAGCCGCGUGGUCGGCGUCCACCUGUGGCCCCUGCCCUCCGCGAGGAGCCACGACACAGGUGCGGCGCUGCUCUUCGCGAGCGAGCACGAGUUCCUAUACACGCUGCAGCGGCUGCUGUCGCAGGCGCAGAUCGACGUUAACGGCUUCGGUGUGGGCGGGGUCACCGGCCUCAUGAUGGCGGCGGAGAACGGAAACGUCGGAGCGAUGAGGACGGAUGCUCCUCGGCUCGAAGGCCAAGCCCAACGUCACCGACGGGGAGGGCUGGACGGCCCUCGCCUAUGCCAUUCACAGCGGCAACCAGGUCGCCGUGGAGGUGCUGCUCGAGGGAGGACCCUCGCGGUCCAGGACGGCGACUCGGGCGCCGCGCUGCGCGACGCCCUGCGCCACGAGCACAACUCCGCCGCCCGCGCGCUGCUGCGCGCCGGCUUCGGCACCGCGCCGGCCGGCACUUUCUCGCUGGAGGACCUGGGACUUCGUGGACUCCUCGAAGUGCACCCUCGAGCCACCGGUGAUGGAGCCGCCCGCGGGCGUGUUCGCCAAGCCGGUGCUCCUGGAGCUCCGCUGGCAGAGGGCCGUGGAGGAGGACGGGGAGUCGGAGCCGAGCCGCCAGACCUCUGGGGAGGAGGUCGUCCCGCCGCGCCCGUCGCCGAAGAAGUCGCAGGCCUGGCCGCCGGACCGAGGAGAAGGUCGAGCUCUUCUACACGCUGGACGGCCGCGACCCCUUUGUGGCGGGCAAGCGGUACAGGAGGCCGGUGA
Molecule: messenger RNA, 1149 nt
Organism: Prorocentrum cordatum
Lineage: Eukaryota; Dinophyceae; Prorocentrales; Prorocentraceae
Source: the annotation of a GenBank genome assembly